Molecule: messenger RNA, 1366 nt
Organism: Columba livia (rock pigeon)
Lineage: Eukaryota; Metazoa; Chordata; Aves; Columbiformes; Columbidae
Product: basic salivary proline-rich protein 3-like
Exons: 4
Coding region: 1-1128 (375 amino acids)
Source: RefSeq, a predicted model, not a curated record
AUGGUCCGGGGACCCAGGCGUCCGGGCCCCUUGGCCCAGUUUCCCGCCCGUGGGCGGUUUUUCCCCGCGGGGCCGGACACGUGCGGGGGACCCAGGUGUCCGGGGGGACCCAGGAGUUCGGGUCACACCCCUCCCCCCCCCCACCCCGCCCCGGACGCCUGGGUUCCCACGAGCCACGUGCCGGGAACCCGCGGCCGCAAUGACAGCCCCGAGCCCCUCCCCCACCCACGCGCGGCCGAACCCACGGGGCGGGGCCUCAGGGGACCCAGGAGUGCCCCAAGGGACCCAGGAGUCCGGGAAGGACCCAGGAGUGCGGGAGGGGACCCAGGAGUUCGGGAGGGACCCAGGAGUUCGGGAGGGACCCAGGAGUUCGGGGAGGGACCCAGGAGUGCGGGAAGGGACCCAGGAGUUCGGGAGGGACCCAGGAGUCCGGGAAGGGACCCAGGAGUUCGGGAGGGACCCAGGAGUUCGGGAGGGACCCAGGAGUUCGGGGAGGGACCCAGGAGUGCGGGAAGGGACCCAGGAGUUCGGGAGGGACCCAGGAGUGCGGGAAGGGACCCAGGAGUUCGGGAGGGACCCAGACGUUCGGGGAGGGACCCAGGAGUUCGGGAAGGGACCCAGGAGUGCGGGAGGGACCCAGGAGUUCGGGAGUGGACCCAGGAGUGCCCCAGGGACCCAGGAGUUCGGGAGGGACCCAGGAGUGCCCCAGGGACCCAGGAGUUCGGGAGGGACCCAGGAGUGCCCCAGGGACCCAGGAGUUCGGGAGGGACCCAGGAGUUCGGGAGGGACCCAGGAGUUCGGGGGGGGGACCCAGGAGUUCGGGAAGGACCCAGGAGUUCGGGAAGGACCCAGGCGUUCGGGGGGACCCAAGAGUGCCCCAGGGACCCAGGAGUUCGGGGGCACCCAACUAGGGGACCCAGGCGUCCUGCUCCCCCCCUCCCCCCUCCCUCGGCGCACGCGCACGUUGUGGGCGUGUCUGCGCGUGCGCGGGGGGCGGGGCGGGGAAGGGGGGGCGGGGCUCCGGGGGCGUUUCCCGCUCGGCGGGGUCGGCCCCGCCCCCCCGCGCACGCGCGCACCGGAAGCGGCGGCCGAGGCGGCGGCGGCGGCUCCGCGGCCGGGCGGCCAUGAUGGCGGACGGGCGGCGGCCGGGGGAAGUGGGCGGGGCCGAGGGCGGAGCCUUCGCGGGGGAGGAGGAGGAGGAGGAAGAGGAAGAGGAAGACGAGGAGGAAGAGGAAGAGGAGGAGGAGGAAGAGGAAGCGGCGGCCGGGCCGCGGGCGCCGCCCGAGGACGAGGACGAAUCAGAAACGUCGGUGUCGUCGGGGGAGAGCGGGACCUGCCCCUCCCCCACCCCCAACGGCUGCGCAGG